AUGAUGCAAAAAGAUUCUCUUGGUCAGGAUAUGUUUUUGCUUGGGAGGCCAGGUCCCAGCAGACGGAAAGUUGCACUCCAAUAUUUGGAGCUGACACAAAGGGAGCUAGAAUAUGUAGCGUUGUCACGUGAUACUACUGAGGCCGAUCUAAAACAGAGAAGAGAAAUACAAAACUCUACUGCCACAUAUUUUGAUCAGAGUGCAGUAAGGGCAGCAAUAGAAGGCAGGGUUCUUGUAAUAGAGGGAAUUGAAAAGGCUGAACGGAAUGUAUUGCCAGUGUUAAAUAAUUUGCUAGAAAAUAGGGAAAUGCAUUUAGAAGAUGGGAGAUUCUUAGUACCGGCUGCCAGAUAUGAUAAGUUAUUGCAGGAGCAUGGUGCCGAGGAAGUCUCGAAAUGGCGACUCGUAAGAGUCGAUGAGAACUUCCGCGUGAUAGCUCUGGGACUUCCCGUGCCUCGUUACCAAGGCCAGCCGCUCGACCCGCCCCUGCGUUCCCGUUUCCAGGCGAGAGAUGUCGCCACUAUCGGCUUUGGGGUAAGCAAUGAUAUAUACAAACACGGGGUAGAUAUGACACCAGUUCGUGUAAUUGAU
Messenger RNA from Iphiclides podalirius (scarce swallowtail), 588 nucleotides. Lineage: Eukaryota; Metazoa; Arthropoda; Insecta; Lepidoptera; Papilionidae. The record is from the annotation of a GenBank genome assembly.